UGAAGUAAACAAACCGGUGUCGGGAGAGUUGAACACCUGUAUUGAACUAUGAAUCAAGUCAUGUCUCCUCUUUGACAGCGAUAGACAUGCCUGCUCGGACGCUGCAGGAGCUGGUGUCCGCCGCGGCCGCCCUGUACGGGGACAGGCCGGCUGUGGUGUACGGCGGCUCCGCGGCCGGAGCUCUGCUGUACAGGGAGUUGUCUGCACUGGCUGCAGAGCUGGCGCGGGUUCUACUGGAGAGCUAUUGCCCCAGCAACGGUGUUAUCGGUCUGUACUGCAGUGAUGAUCUGCUCAUACCUGUCUGGAUCCUGGGGAUCCUGCAAUGUUCUGCAGCUUACGUGCCCCUGGACCCAGAGGCCCCUGGACUUCUCUCUGCCAGAGUUAUGAGUCAGUGCGGGCUCAAGUACUGCGCUGUGAAGACGGACCUUGUGAAGCAAUUCCAGGCAGCUUUCAUCAGCUACUUAACUGUGGAGGUUUGCAUGGAGUUACCUAAGUUCAAACUGACGAUGAUGCAAGUGAAACCACUUCCAGUCGUGGAGCGUGAAGCUGGUACCCAACAAGCCGGAGCUCACCCAGCAGGCGGCGCUGUGCAUGAUGAUGCAUCAGUUUCGGUAAAAGAUGCUGGGCCUGAGGACUUGGCUUAUGUGCUGCACACGUCUGGAACGACGGGGCCUCCCAAGACCGUGAGGGUGCCACACAAGUGUAUUCUACCUAAUAUACUUCAUCUAAGGUCCUUGUUUGAAAUGAGUCCAGACGAUGUGGUAUUCCUGGCCUCACCCUUAACCUUUGAUCCCUCUGUCGUGGAUAUUUUCCUGGCUUUAUCAUCCGGGGCUCGGCUCCUCAUCGUCCCUGUCGUGAUCAAGCAGAUGCCCAGUCGGCUCGCUCAGCUGUUGUUCAGAGAUCACCAAACCACCGUCCUUCAGGCCACACCGAGCCUGCUGGUGCGCUUCGGGCAUCGCGUUUUAAAACGGGACAUCCUGUCACCCGGCUCCUCACUGCGGGUGUUGGCUCUGGGCGGAGAAGCCUGCCCAUCGCUGGCUCUGCUGAGCAGCUGGAGACACGAGGACAAUAAAACCUGCAUCUACAACAUCUACGGCAUUACCGAGGUCUCCUGCUGGGCCUGCUGUUACAAAAUCCCAGAGACUCUGCUGCAGUCCAGCGACACCGUGGUGUCCUCCGUACCUCUCGGGACUCCUCUGAUGGACACGGUGGUGGAGGUCAGGGACGAACUGGGCAGGGACAUCCAGGAAGGGGAAGGACAGGUUUUCAUAGGUGGAGAGGACAGGGUGUGUCUCCUGGACGACGAGGACGCUGUUGUCCCCGGGACGAUGAGAGCAUCGGGAGACUGGGUGGUUGUUAAAGACGGACAGCUGUACUACCAGGGGCGCAGAGACAGGAUGAUCAAGCGUAACGGGAAACGAGUGAACCUGGACAGCCUGCAGCAACUGAUGCUGAGCCUGCCUCAGGUGGAGGCCUGCGCCGUGGGGGUCCACGGAGGCUUCCGACUUCUCGCCUUCGUUGUGGCCUCCGCCGCCCCAGAGCAGAUGGCGGGCUCCGCCCUCUCGCCUGUUCAGCAGCAAGCGCAGGAAAACGUCUCUGCCUCUGCCGAGCAUCAGCAGAACCCGGCCUCCUCCGUCAAGCACCACCCGGAGGACCAGGAGGACCCGGGGGCCACAGAUGGAGAUCUCAAGAGGCUCAUCCUCAGCCAGCUGUCUCUGCUGCUGCCUUCUCACGGCCUUCCCGACACGCUGGUGCUCGUCCCGGCCCUGUGCCUCACCUCUCACGGGAAGGUGGACCUGGAGGCGCUGAUGAGAGCGUACGAAGGACAGAGGCGGCGUUUACAGUCUUCACCAAGAGAUGCCGGCAAGCUGAAGCAGACUCUCCAGGCUCUGUGGAAGGAUACGUUAGGUCUCCCUGGAGAUGCAGCCGUUGACGAGCAGUCCCACUUCCUGUUCAGCGGAGGAGACUCCCUGAAGGCGCUGCGUCUCUGUGAAGACAUGGUCGCUGCCUUCGGAGGGUCCUCACCGCAGCUUCUGGAGGCGAUACUCGACGGGACCUUCUCGGAUGUUCUCCGCCAGGUGACCCUGACUACGUCUCUGGAAAACGGCCACUCGUCGCCACCCAAGGCCAAGAAACGCCACGCCGAUCCUCCCAAUCCGGUUCAGCCAAAGAGGGGGCGCAAAUCCCCCGGGACGCCGCGGUCGGGGACACGGGGUGUGAAAGUGGUGAGACGAGCAGGGGAGGUGAUAGAAAUGAACACCGGGAGGAGAGACUCCACAAAAAGCCUGCAGGGUGCCAGGCUCGGAGGACAGGGCUCCAGCGGAGAUGUUGACCUGGAGCUGGGGCUGAGCUGGACCUCAGACACCGGCAGAUGCGUGGACGCCUCGCCCGUGCUUCUAGUACGAGACGCAGCGGAGCAGAGCUCCCCUGCGGCCAGGGCAACUGUGUUCAUCGGUUCACACUCCCACAGGGUGCAGGCUUUAGACCUCGGCACCGGGAGUCUCCUGUGGGAGCGGGUUCUGGGAGACAGGAUCGAGGCCUCGGCUGCCGUGUCUCAGUGCGGCUCCCUCGUGGUCGUAGGAUGUUACGACGGCUGCGUAUAUUUCUUAUGCGCUGAAUCUGGAGCGACGCGGUGGGUGUUUGAGACGGGGGAUGCAGUGAAAAGCUGUCCUGCUGUGGACCCUCUCACUGGUCUGGUGAUGGCGGGCUCCCACGACGGCCAUGUUUACGCCCUGGACCCGCAGGCUCGUCGGUGUGUUUGGAGGCGCCACUGCGGCGGCGGAGCUGUGUUUUCGUCCCCACACCUGGACGUGUCACGCAGACGGCUGUACACGGCGUCGCUGGGAGGACACCUGCUCUGUUUGAACCCAGAGGGUGGAGAAGUCCUGUGGUCAUACAGCAGAGACCACCCUUUCUUUUCAUCACCAAACUGCUCCAACGAUGGCGUUGUGAUCGGCUCGGUGGAUGGAAACAUCUGCUGCCUCAGCGACACCGGGGAACUGCUGUGGCAGUUUUUAACAGAGGGACCCGUCUUCUCCUCCCCGUGCUUCAUACCAGAACAGCAGAGGCUUCUGUGCGGGUCACAUGACGGUCGUCUGUACUGCCUGAACUGUGCAGAUGGUUCUUCAGCUUGGACCUUUCAGACCACGGGCAAAGUGUACUCCACCCCCUGCGUGUUCGAUGGCUCAUGCGUUGGCAGAAGGGGGACUCUGGUGGGCCUGGCCUCCACGGACGGGACAGUCUGGAUCUUGGACGCACUAAAUGGACAAACGCUGGCCUCGCACGACGUACCCGGGGAGCUGUUUUCCUCCCCAGUGGUGUGGGAGAAGUCUCUUGUGAUUGGGUGUCGUAACGAUUAUGUGUAUUGUUUAAGCCUAACCGUGAAAAAAGAGACUUAAAACCAUUUAAUGUAUUUUUAAUAUUCAUAUUUUUAUAAUAAACACAGUUUCUGUGUCAAAGCAGUGAGGGUGCUCUGGAGAAAGGGUUGGAUGGAGGAUCUACAAAAGCCUUUUUUAAUCCUAUGAUUUUCUUACGUAAAAAUAUUAUAAAAACAUCGGAUAAUAGUGGGUCUUAGUAUCACAUAAAUAAAAC
Cololabis saira (Pacific saury) is the source of this 3591-nucleotide messenger RNA. RefSeq names its product aminoadipate-semialdehyde dehydrogenase (gene aasdh). Gene Ontology annotation, biological process: amino acid activation for nonribosomal peptide biosynthetic process. The transcript is spliced from 14 exons. The record is from RefSeq and is a predicted model, not a curated record. The coding region runs from base 87 to 3398 and encodes 1103 amino acids. Lineage: Eukaryota; Metazoa; Chordata; Actinopteri; Beloniformes; Belonidae. Gene Ontology annotation, molecular function: protein binding.